UGGAGGCUUUUUGUAAUUUGUCACUGAAAAAAAUAUUUUUUUUUUUGUUGUUUUUAUUUUAUUUGACAAUAAAAUAAAAAUGUGUGAACUGCCAUACCGGUUCAAACGGUUUCCCGAAUCCAAAAAAUUCGUCAUUAGCUAUUCAUAAUUCCAAUCUCUGGUAUAUUGAUGCCGAUUAUAAAUUGAUGAGAUAGCGCAGUUGUAAGUCAUUAAGUUUCUAGCAUUCAACAGUCUAGCACUACCAAACACCACCAAAAAUCUCAACAUGAAAUUCGUCAUUGUUUUCGUUGCCCUUUUCGGUUUGGCUUUGGCCGCUCCACCACAAUCUGCUAACGAUGCUGUCAUCGUCCGUUCAGACUCUGAAGUAGGACCUGAAAGCUACCAAUACGCUGUUGAAACCAGCGAUGGCAAGUCUGCCAGCGAAGAAGGUCACUUGGAGAACGUUGGAUCAGAAGAUGAAGCUAUUGCCGUCAAGGGACAAUUCAGCUACGUUGGUGAUGAUGGUCAAACUUACUCCGUCAGCUACAUCGCCGACAGGAACGGUUUCCAACCAUCAGGUGCUCAUUUGCCAGUUGCCCCAGCUGUCUAACUUGUUGAAUCUUUUUGAUCUGUUUAUCCUGCCUAUCUCUGUCUAUUUAUUGUGUUUAUCUCUCAAAAAUGAAAGAUAUUCCAAUGAUAGACCUACAAAAAUGUUGUUAACUAGUCUAAGCGAAAUAUAA
Episyrphus balteatus (marmalade hoverfly) is the source of this 719-nucleotide messenger RNA. Its product is annotated as larval cuticle protein 65Ag1-like. Gene Ontology annotation, cellular component: chitin-based extracellular matrix. Lineage: Eukaryota; Metazoa; Arthropoda; Insecta; Diptera; Syrphidae. Bases 266 to 589 code for a protein of 107 amino acids. The record is from RefSeq and is a predicted model, not a curated record. The transcript has 2 exons. Gene Ontology annotation, molecular function: structural constituent of chitin-based larval cuticle.